This is a messenger RNA of Caenorhabditis auriculariae, 3587 nucleotides long. Lineage: Eukaryota; Metazoa; Nematoda; Chromadorea; Rhabditida; Rhabditidae. The record is from the annotation of a GenBank genome assembly.
AUGUGUGCAACACCAUCCCGACCCGACGUUUCUAUAAAAAUGUUUUUGACUUCGGCCGAACUGCACAUUAGUUUGUCCCAACUUCUCUCCAGUAGCUUAACAGUUUAUUCAGUGUUGAGAGAUGAAGGGCUAGAGACACGAAGAGUUGAAUUCACGACUAGCGCCAAAUUGAAAUACUUUUUACGAGCCGAAAUCUCACAAUUGGACAAUAAGAAUAUGCGGCGUCGAAGUGAGUUUUUCUUAUGACAAUAAUAUUGAUUUAUGUGUUUCUGUUGCUUGCAAAAAAAAUACUGGUAAUCGAGUGAAUUUUGGUGGUAGACUAGAAAAGAAUUUCAAAUUUAAAAAAAGAGUGAUUUUAAUUUCAUUUUUCAAAAAUUUUAAUUUCAGUGUGAAAUGGGGGAAAUUUUUUAGGAUUUGAUAAAAUUGUUCGAUUACGAAUGGGAAAACAUUAAAUGGAUUAAAGUAAAGUUUUCGAAUUAGAUUUACUUCAUUCUCUUUCAGAAAUGCGCAGUGAUGGCCAAGCAGAUGGUGUACGCCCUGCUGGGGAAACCUGCUGAGGUACUUGUACAUUUUAUACACGACACGGUAAAUAUAAGUAUAUCUUUGAGUGCUCGCUUGCCUCAAUCCGGACAAUUGGCGUCGAAGACCAAACUUCCAGAAGAGCUAAUGAGUGUGAGUUCAAAAAUGUAUUUGAUGAUUAACAGAAAAAAUAAUUAAAUCACUGAAACCAUCACUUUUUGCUGAUAACAAUUUUUAGUGAUCAUUUUAACACUCUUAGCCUUUUUCUACUGUUUUUUUUCUUUACUGCAGAUUUGCCCAUGAGUCCUGAGGACGAGCCACGCACUUGGAAAAGCUCACCAAUUGACGAUACGUCCAGUAAUAGUUUCCGGUAAGAAUUGUGCAAUUUUGGUCUCUAUUUCAGAAAAAGGUUUUUAAAAUAAGAUCUGUGACUUUCUUUUUCAGGUGUGACUUGACUACAGUGGAGGUACCAAGCGAAGACGUGGUCUCUUUAAUUCAAAAUUAUUAUGAACGCUUCGAAAAAGUUGUGGUUCAUGUUAAGUCGUUCUAUAUUGUUCAGUUGCAGCACGCCGAGGAAUUGGGCAUCGAAUUUGUACUGUCGAUGAGCAGCGAAGUGGCGCCGAAGUUAAAGCUGUCAAGUAGAAACGUUGCAGAUCUGCUGAAAGCGCAAAAUUUUAUAAUGGAUUUGGUAUUUCGAAAUCUCAUGUACAAAUGCAAGUUUUUUCAUUCAGACCACGCUCUACAGACAAUCAGAAAAUAUGGCGGAUACUGGAAGAAGGUAAAAGCGAUUUUUUUAUUUAUCGUAACCCAAAUCUUCUUGGCAAGCUAUUUGCAGUAAGAUGUUCGAAAUUUAGUUUUAAUUUCCCAUUCUCUAAAGAUUAUGGCUUUUACGUCUCGAGUUAAUUUUUAAAUUGUGUUGUCAAAAAAAGCUCUGAUGGAAAGAAGUUGAAACAUUUUUGUUGAGAUUAAAAAUUUUAGAGUCGAAUUAUUAUUUUUUUAUUUAUUUUAAGAACAAGUCAGAGUAAAAAGGGACCUUUAAAGUUGCGUGACGCAUGGUUUAUUUCUAUUGAUUCAUAUUUUUGAUUGAUUGCCUAGUUAAAGGUUGGCUUGAGAUGUCUGAGCUUUUCGCGAACUAAGUAAUCUUUUUUUCUUACCUUGUCAAAGCUUUGUGUUUGAUGGCUUUUAGCCAGCUUUGAACGGACUUUCAUGGUAUUCCGACCUUUUAUUUUGUUUUGAUCUGCGAGCUGUCAAAGAAAAACAUUUAAAAAAAGUGAAAUUCUCGACGAACUGUUUUAAAUAUUGAAACAGAAAUUAGUUUUGAAAAAAAGUUCAAAAAAACUUUUUAUGGAAACAUUUUUAUUACGAAAAUAUGAAGAUACCCAAAUGAAAAACUUAGAAAUUUCUCCUUCAUCUACACACGUUUUUCAUUUCAGAGCCGUUCAAGGAGCCUCCACCAGCUGCUCGCUCAACAAACGUGACUGGUCUCUGCCGCUUGAGGAGCGAAGGCCUCAAUGGGAGCGACCAUAUGAGAACGAAGCUAGGCAAGUUUUGUUUUGAAAAAGUACACUUUCUAUUAUAUAUUUUCGUCUAUUUUUUUCUGGCUUAAUUUUUUGAGAUAAAAAAUCAAAGUGCAAAAAACGGGGAAAGUUUCUCGAAAGUCAGAGGUAUUCGAAUGUUUUUUUCGAGCAGUUUUUAAGUUUGUGUGAGUCUUCAGAAUGUGAAAUUACUUCAUCUAAUUGCUUUCAAUCAAUCAAUAAUUUAUUUUGUUGUUUCAGUAAUAAAUGCAAUUGUCUAGGUAGCGAGCGGGAACUUUUGCAUGAUCUUUCGGUCCUCUGCCUCGUUUUUCUGCGCGUAUGUCAUAUAUUUGUGCCUUGACAGUCUCAGAAAGUAGCAUAUCUUGUAGCUGUAGUCCGGAGAACCGUGCCUUAGGUAAAAGCCUUUUUGAAAAGCGAGAAAAAGCGGGCGAGACACGUAUGCGGUUAUUGACACAAGUUCAAUUCAAGUGCGAAAGACUAUUUAAAAUGCUCUACCGUCGCUUUUUUCGUAUAUUUUCUACCGUUUUUAAUGCAAUAAUUUAAAAAAAUCAAUGCAGCAUUCGAAAAUAAAUUAUAAGAGCGGUGACCGAUUUUUUAUCAAUCGGUGGCGCUUGAAUUGAACUCGUGCCAAGAACCGCAUACACGCACGCUUAUAGCGAAAAAAUAGCAAAAUUUAUUAAUACUGUGAAAAAAUGAACAUGCGCAAACUACUUUUUCAGUCAGUGCCAUAGUGGGAUACAUCCCAUAAGAUCAAACUAUAUAUUCAAAAGAUAGAGACUGAAUUUUUGUUCGUGGAUUCGAAUCGCGUUCGGCUAUAUUAGAAAAAAAUUCUUUGUUUUUCGGUUACGGUUUUUUCCGUACCAAUAAAAAAAGAUAUAAUUUAUCGAAGUUAGUGAAUCAAAAAGGUUAACAUACUUUACAUGGCCCUCAAAAAAAUUAGAUGUUAGAAAUACGAGAAAUUUGAGUUAUUUGUUUAUUCAUUUCUUUGAUUUCAGAACAAAGCAAACAAUCAGCGUACAGCUAGGAAAAAAUGAGAUACCAUUGGCCAGACAAAAAAGCUAAAAAAAAAGGUCAUAAGUGGCCCUAAUGAGCACCAUGGCAACUGUUUGCAGAAGAGAAAAAAAAAAAUUAAAAAAGACGAUUGGGCAAGUUAAUAAUAAUAUCGGUAACAGCUAUCCUAAAAUUUUCCGACGAUUUUCUAUUCUCACGAUCACGUUAAUUCAGAAGAUCACAAACAUGUACUGUUUUUGGAGUUCAAAGCUUAUUGACAGAAAAAGUAGCAGGCAAUUUACCAGAGGGUCAUAAAAUAAAAUAGCCAAACCAGAUCUUAUUUUUCUAUUGGUUUAAAAAAAACGCCUAAUUUUUUCUAUGAAAAAAUAUUUUAAGAACUUUCCAAAAAACCUUAUAAUUGUGACACAAAAGCGUGAUACGUUAUGGAUGACCCGAAAGUUUUGGCAAUGUUUAUGACUUUACAGAAACGCUCGCAACCAUUCAUUUGGAGGAUUCGGCCCAAGCCAAAAACACCAUUUUUAA